AUGUCUGGCAGAAGCAAGCAGACGCUUUACGACACACAUAUUAACAUGUACCCGCCAUCCAGGGGCGGUGCUGGGGCUCAGGUGACCACCAUGGACAGUCCAUCGCGAUCAGUACCGUAUCCAGUAGAUGACGUCCAACAACCCAUGAGCCCGAUACCGCUGCAAUCUGCGAUGACUUCCCAGUCUAUUAGGUCGAAUUCGACGCUUGGGGAGAUUAGCAAGGCUGGCACGCCGACCAAUACGCGCUACGACCAGCCGUUUACAUUCAACAGCCCCUCAGGACUUCAGCACUCCACAGAUUCGUUCACCAAUUUUGUGCACAACAAUAGCUCCGUGGACACCUUCCAGAGUGCCUCAGACUCGUCCGCGCAGUUAGCGGCCCCACCUCCACCCUAUAACGAAACGGAGCUAAGAUCUAGAAACUUGCCAGACGAAUCACAGAAUUUUCUGCAAGAGAAAGCGUAUCGCAAACCGAGCGAUCUAGCCGAGCUGGAGGAGACUCGUGAAAAGCCCGCAGCUACUGGUGAAAAGCCUAUUCUAAAACGCGACUUGUCGCAAUAUAAUGAACGUGCUAAACGUUUCCAUGAGGUCUACGAGAUAACGGUAAAUGACUCGCCUAAUUUUACUCCGAAUAAGCAAAUGAAAUGGUGCGAGACGCUUUUUGAAUACGCUUUCAUCGACGAGUUUAUAGGUAAUUACAACAUCAACGGUGAUAAGCUAAAAAGAACCCUGACGCCAGACGAAACGUUGAAAAAUCAAAAAAUUAUCCUGGAGCACGCUUUAAAAGUAUUAACGAAACUAAUCACACUCCAAUACGGACCUGCACUAUAUCUGAUGGCCACUUUGUAUUCUCAUCAGCCUUACAUUCAGGUCAAAAUACAAUCAGUCAUUGCCCGUAAUGAUGUCAAGGCACUAGAUUACUAUUCCCGCGCCGCGGUUCUCGAUUUGAGUGACGCUUGCUAUAGGGCUGGUGUAUGCUAUGAGUAUGAGAGGGGAACACCCGCCGAUUGGAACAAGACGCGAUGCUUACAAAAAGCAAUCUAUUUCUACGAGAAAGGAGCUUUGAGCUGUCAAAACGUUGCGUGCAUGUAUAAGUUGGGCAUGUUCUGCCUUCACGGCGUUAUAGAUCCUGCCAGCGGACAGGCCAUUGUUCAUCAAGACAUCAAAGCAGCCCUAUCUUGGUUUGGAAGAGCAAUUCGUCGAGACGAAAAAGUUGGCCAGACAAGGAAAGAUAACAAGCCAGCCGAGGCAAGCGACAAACCGCUUGGCGAUCUUGUAUCCCCUCAGGCAAUGUACGAGCUAGCAAAAAUCUACGAGUUUGAAGGUUUGGCGCCACAACUACAGCAAGGUCUGGCCGCAGUCGGGAUCAUACAGGACACAGUGCGAGCCCUGCGAUACUACCACCGGUGUGCCACUCGGUUUUCGUAUCCGCUGGCACAGUGGCGUCUAGGCCAGUGCUAUGAGUUCGGACACCUCAACUUGCCGGUGAUAGCCAACAAAUCGAUCGCGUGGUAUGCCAAGGCUGCGACUGCCAAACCUCGCGGCAACCCAAUUGCCAUGAUGGCGCUGAGCGGCUGGUAUCUCACGGGAGCUACCGGUGUGCUGAAGUCUAACAAUAAAGAGGCCUACAGCUGGGCCCGCAAGGCGUGCCAGGCGUCUGAGGGCAAACUGGCGAGGGCUGAAUACGCACUUGGAUUUUACUACGAAAAGGGGAUCGGCUGUAAACCAAACGCUGAUUCUGCGCGCGAUCACUACACAAAAGCUGCCCAAGCAGGCCAUCAGAAGGCGCAAGAACGACUCCGCGGUGGCAAUGAAUGGAGAGUAGGAUGA
This is a messenger RNA of Lachancea nothofagi CBS 11611, 1830 nucleotides long. NCBI's taxonomy places the organism in Eukaryota, Fungi, Ascomycota, Saccharomycetes, Saccharomycetales, Saccharomycetaceae. The record is from the annotation of a GenBank genome assembly.